AUGUUACCAUAUUUAUUCGUAGUGGAUAGCGCAUUUGCUCUAAAUAAGCAUAUGAUGAAGCCGUAUUCUGGUGUUUAUGACAAGGGCUAUGAAAAAAGAUUAUUCAAUUAUAGAUUAUCUAGGGCACGAAGAGUGGUAGAGAAUGCCUUUGGCAUUACUCAAUCCCGAAAAGUGACCAAUAUAACAAUGGCCUGUGCAUUGCUGCACAAUUUUUUAAGAAAAAGUAAAACUUCGUCUUCCAAUUAUUGUCCACAAGGAACAUUUGACUCGGAAAAAGAUGGUGAAAUUAUUCCAGGGUCAUGGCGUCAAAACCACAAUAACGAAGCAUCGUUCUUACCAAUUCGUAGAAUUCCCAGUAGGUCACCAAGCGAUGCGAAAGAAUUAGUUAGAGAAUUAUUCACAGAAUAUUUUAUGACGAACGGUGCUGUUCCGUGGCAAAACAAUUUUUAA
Molecule: messenger RNA, 450 nt
Organism: Acyrthosiphon pisum (pea aphid)
Lineage: Eukaryota; Metazoa; Arthropoda; Insecta; Hemiptera; Aphididae
Exons: 1
Coding region: 1-450 (149 amino acids)
Source: RefSeq, a predicted model, not a curated record